Messenger RNA from Physella acuta, 1490 nucleotides. Its product is annotated as multiple epidermal growth factor-like domains protein 10. NCBI's taxonomy places the organism in Eukaryota, Metazoa, Mollusca, Gastropoda, Physidae. The record is from RefSeq and is a predicted model, not a curated record. Gene Ontology annotation, molecular function: scavenger receptor activity.
AUGUUGCUCUCGUGUAUAGGGCUGUGUCCGACCCUAAAAUGGGGACCUGUCGACUGUGAAGACCAAUGCAGUGAUGGAUGUGUAGCAGGCUGCGAUAUUUAUAAUGGCGUCUGUCUUUAUGGCUGUACUGCACGCAAAUGGGGCGCUUACUGUAAUCUUACCUGCAGUCCUAACUGCAUAGAUGGCGACUGUCACAAAGAUAACGGCACUUGUGUUAGCGGAUGUUCAUCAGGAUUUCAGGGUUACAAUUGUCAAGAAUGUGCUCCUCGGAAGUGGGGUGACAAAUGCGAAAAAUCCUGCAGCCCACACUGCUUCAACAGCCACUGUAACAAUGAGACUGGCGAAUGUAUUUAUGGGUGUAAGAAGGGAUAUAAACGUCCAUUUUGUGAAGAAGUUCCACAGUGUCCGAUUCAAACGUGGGGAUCUAAGAACUGUGAAAACAAAUGCAGUGAUGGAUGCGUAUUCGGCUGCGAUGCUUAUGAUGGCGCAUGUCUCCAUGGCUGUAAGGACGGCAAAUGGGGUAAAUACUGUAAUCGUACCUGCAGUCCUAACUGCAAACAAGGCAAAUGUGAAAAAUAUAACGGCUCUUGUGUUAGCGGAUGUUUACCAGGAUUUCAGGGUUACAAAUGUAAAGAAUGUAAAAGAAACACAUGGGGCGCGAAUUGCAAAACUAAAUGCAGCGCCAACUGUGUGAGAAAAACAUGCAAACAUACGAACGGCGAGUGUACUCACGGGUGUGUUCCUGGGUAUGAGGCACCAUUGUGUACAAAAGAAUGUUCGCAAGGGACGUAUGGAAAAAAGUGUUCAAUGGAAUGCUCUGUGAACUGCAAACAACGCAACAAAUGCCACCAUGUUACCGGAGUAUGUAAAGAUGGUUGUCUACCAGGACUAUGGCCUCCCCUUUGUGACCUCCCCUGCGGUAAAAAAACAUGGGGUCGAGACUGCGACUUCAAAUGCAGUGACCAUUGCUUAUACCAGGAAGGAUGCUAUGGAAGAGAAGGGGCUUGCGUUGGCGGUUGUGGACCUGGCUACAGGCGUCUAAAAUGCACAAAAGUGUGUAGACCAAAGACUUGGGGAUAUGAUUGCGAAAACCUAUGCAGUCCAAAAUGCAUCAACAAAGAAAAGUGCAAUGCUAUAAACGGUACCUGUGUGGGGGGAUGUACUGCAGGCUUCAGGCCACCUGAUUGUGUAGAAGUCUGCCGUAAAGGAACGUGGGGUAUUAACUGUAACAACGUAUGCGACCAGCAUUGUCCAAAGGGCAUCUGUGAUCGUAUUAGCGGCGCAUGUAUUCAAGGGGCUGAUAUCAAGAAAGAGCUGUUGGAUAUGCUGAUGACCGUAAUGCUACUAGAACAAUUAUAGGAACAACUUAUAACAAGCAACAGCAACCAUUAGAACAACAACCAUGAAAAGCAGCAACAACAACUACAACCAACAACAAUUAUGAAAAGCAGCAACAACAACUACAACCAACAACAAACAUGAAAAGCAGC